AUGACAUUGAUUUCGACACACCUUCCGGGCAUAUAUUUCGAUGACAACACGAGAAAGAUAGAUUAUAUCCUCGUUUACAAGGAACCCCAAGCCUAUGUUGACGACGAAAUAAAGAAAGAACAUAAAAGGUUGAUUUUCGAGAAAAAUUUGAUCGACGAGGGCUUGCAAUUCGAGAAAACCGAUCCUAAGGAAAAUACUCAAGGAAUAGUUUAUGUCAAAAUUCACGCGCCAUUCGAAGUCCUUUGCAAGUAUGCCCAACUCAUGAACAUCAAGAUGCCUAUCAAAGAAGAUAAAUUUUUAGUUCAAGUUAACAAAUUCUGGACGUUUCUCUAUAACCCAUUCGCUUUGCCAGAAAAAUACAAACCCAAAGAAAGACAUUAUUUUACCUGCGUUUUUAAUCAGAACUACAUAAACAAAUUUUUAAUCGAAGAUAGGGACACCUUUUUCGACAAUGCUAAGAGGAGUAGGAUUGUUCACGAAAUGUUAUCACGUUGCAAAUACGACAUGCAAGCCAGAAAAUUUGGCUUAGAUAGAUUAAUAUCCAGUGGUACAUACAUUGCUUCCUUUCCCUUGCACGAUGGCCCCUUUUUGGAAAACCACUCGGAUAGUAAAGAUGAUGAGUCUACCAAUAAUGAUGAUCUUCCUAAAAAACCCAACGAUAGACAGAUAUUGUACAAAAUUUGGACAAAGCCCAAAAUGUUUUACAAAGAACAGCCCAUCGGAUUGAUAAGAAAAUACUUUGGCGAAAAAAUAGCCAUAUAUUUUGCCUGGCUCGGAUUUUACACCAAGAUGCUCGUACCUGCUGCAUUAUUCGGGUUCUUGUGCUUCUUUUACGGACUUUUGACGAUAGAUAAUUUUGUUCCCAUUAAAGAAAUCUGCGACAAAAAUGGAAUUGGUAAUUUAACCAUGUGCCCAUUGUGCGAUGCGUGCACUUUUUGGAAACUUUACGACUCUUGCCUAUAUUCCAAACUUACGUAUUUGUUCGAUAAUCCAGCAACUAUCGCCUUUGCAGUCUUCAUGUCUUUUUGGUCCACAUUUUUCCUUGAGCUAUGGAAACGUAAGCAAAACGAAUUAUCCUGGGACUGGGAUACGAAGGAUUUUGAGGAGGAGGAAAUAGUGCGACCGGAAUAUGAGAAUCAAGUUAAAACGCUGAGGAAAAAUCCCAUCACAAAUAUGUUGGAGCCAUAUCUCCCACUUUAUAGCAAAGCCAUAAGGCUUAUGGGGGCCGCUAUCACUGUCUUAACUUUUUUAAUCAUGGUGGUCGGAAUAGUUUUCGGUAUUAUCGUGUAUAAGCUAUCUAUCCUUUCAGUACUUUAUUCUAAAAGAGACAAGAUUAUUCGCCAAAAUGCCAGAUUAACCACAAAUAUAACUUCAGCCGCUAUCAACCUUAUAGCCAUCCUUUUGCUCAAUAAAGUUUACUCAAAAAUAGCAACCAUUUUGACUAACAUAGAAUGUCCCCGAACGAGUACAGAUUAUGAAGACAGUUAUACUAUUAAGAUGUUUCUUUUCCAAUUCAUCAACUACUACUCGUCUCUGAUAUACAUUGCUUUUUUCAAAGGAAGAUAUGGAGAUCCUACUGGAGACAACAAGAUAUUUGGAUUUAGACAAGACCCGUGCGAACCAGCAGGAUGUAUGGCCGAGCUUUUUAUCCAAUUCGCAGUCAUUAUGAUUGGGCAACAAAUGUACGACACUAUACAGGAAAUAUUUCUUCCCGUAAUAUCAAAUUGGUGGCGACGCCGUUCAUUUAACAAAAGCUUAUCAUCCUCCCGUCUCAGGCUCCCAGACGCGGACAAUAAUCCCGCAAACGAAAAUGACAACAGUGCGAUAUCAGAUAAUCUUAAUGAAAGUGUUAAAUAUACGCCUGGUGUGGCAAACAACGCUAAUGCGAAGGAUAAAAUCAAUGGAGAGCUCGACAAGGGCAUACCCCAAUAUCAAUACGAUUACAAUUUGGAAAACCCGGGUCCUAUGGGAUUGUUCAAUGAAUAUUUGGAGAUGGGUAUACAAUUUGGUUUCACGACAAUGUUCGUAGCUGCUUUUCCCUUAGCUCCCCUUUUCUCGCUUAUCAAUAACAUUAUAGAGAUUCGGCUCGACGCUUUCAAAUUCGUUACUCAAUUCAGGAGAAGCAUAGCUCUUCGGGCCCAAGAUAUAGGUGUUUGGUACGAUAUAAUAAACGUCAUUACUAAAUUCGCCGUAAUUACCAAUGCCAUGAUUAUAGCGUUUACUUCCGACUUUAUCCCCAUGAUGGUUUACAAAUACCAUUUUUCGAAAUAUGACACCACAGCUCAAAACAAUAUUCUAUACAACGAAUCCAAUUAUAAUAAAUACACCCUCGUAGGUUACAUGAACCAAAGUCUGUCCGUCUUUAAUUUGUCCUUCCUUAAGCCACCUUUAAGAAGUAUCGAUGGAAUCUUCAGUGGAAGUUAUAGCUAUGCCAACAAGGAAAAUAUUACCGUCUGUAGAUAUCGAGACUAUAGAAUUGCCGUUCCGCCUUUCAAUCUGAGCUACAAGUAUUGGGUUAUAUUAGUUACCAGAUUGGCCUUUAUUAUCAUUUUUGAGCAUUUAGUGUUCCUCAUGACCGAGAUAAUAGCUUACCUAAUACCCGAUAUGCCCUAUAUUCUCAAAAUACAUUUGGCUAGGCAACGACUCUUACUCAGGGGAGCUUUGUACGAGUACGAUAUCAAUUCUCCGCUGAUUACCCCAGAACCAGAUAUACCCAAUUCUCGAGCCGAAAGUGUUGCCAGAGAAAAUGAACGGGAGAUAAAUGCUGGUGGUUUGGACGUAAAAAAUAUCGAAAAUAUCGAUCCCAAAAACUUGGAGGGUGCGCGAGACAAAAGUGUAGUAGUCGAGAAGGUGUCUGACCAUGAUUCGCCAACUAAUUUUAAUGAAUUUCAAAGCGGUACGAUGAAUGAGAAUACUACCCCCGCCAAUCUUGAUCAAAAAAAUGAUGUAAUUCGAAUAAAAGCUGACGAUGAACUCGGCGAGUCCCGCUCAAAAGAUUUACUCGAAAAUAAAAUAUCGAAAAAUUUUGACGAAUUCCGAAUUGGCAAGACUGCCAAGUCUGAAGGAGAAAAUCGUUCGUCGCGAAAGAGUAUGGACGCUAAAUAUGGUUGGUCUCGCAUCGUGUUAUCUGGAAAGAGAAGAUUUACAUCUCCGAUAGAGAGAGAUGCUUCCAUUCCAAAGAUAACUUGGUUUUAG
Molecule: messenger RNA, 3195 nt
Organism: Gordionus sp. m RMFG-2023
Lineage: Eukaryota; Metazoa; Nematomorpha; Gordioida; Chordodea; Parachordodidae
Product: anoctamin-4-like
Exons: 23
Coding region: 1-3195 (1064 amino acids)
Biological process (GO): chloride transmembrane transport
Cellular component (GO): plasma membrane
Molecular function (GO): protein dimerization activity; chloride channel activity
Source: RefSeq, a predicted model, not a curated record